GAGGCAGCCAAAAGGCGACGCACCAUUAGCCAGCAAGCACGCAGCUUUGCCUCCCUCCACUCCGCUCCACUCCACACCACACCGCGGCCACUUCGCUCGCUCCCCCCCACUCUCCCGCUUCCCAAACCCUAACCCUCGCGGCCCAUCGCGCACCUCGCGCCGGGCAUGCCGCUGCCGUCGCCGCCAUUGGGAAGCGUGAUUGAGGUGGAGUGAUCCCGUCCGCCGGAGCCACUCCCGCCGCCACCCAGCGGCCACUUGCUUCUCUGUCUGGGGCCGCGCCGCAGCUCCUCCCUCGGUGUCCAGCGUGGUGGGCUGGAGAUCCACCUGGAAGCGGAGGAACCAUUUCUUGUGUUGCAGAGUUCUGCUGUGCCGCGUUCCGGACACUGUCGAAGAUGAAGAGGAUCAAGCUUGCAUGUUUGCUUCUUGUCUUUGUGCAACAAGUGGUCCUUGGAACACAUGAUGUCUACAUUGUGACCAUGGAAGGGGAUCCAGUUGUGAGCUACCGAGGUGGUGUUGAAGGGUUUCCAGCAACUGCUGUGGAUUUGGAUGAGGAGAUGGAUGUUACCAGUGAAACUGUCACAUCGUAUUCGCUCCACCUUCGAAGGCACCAUGACAAUCUCCUAGACUCACUUUUUGUAGAAGGGACUUACGAGAAGCUUUAUAGUUACCAUCAUCUUAUCAAUGGCUUCGCAGUUCACAUGUCAUCUCUGCAGGCUGAGUUCUUGAGGAAAGCCCCAGGAGUUAAGCAUGUUGAGAGGGACAUGAAGAUACAGAAACUGACUACACACACCCCUCAGUUUCUUGGAUUGCCAACUGGGGUGUGGCCAACAGGAGGUGGAUUUGAUAGAGCUGGUGAAGAUGUUGUGAUUGGCUUUGUGGAUUCUGGAAUUUAUCCGCAACAUCCGAGCUUCUCUUCCCACAAAACUGAUCCUUAUGGACCUGUUCCUCGUUAUAAAGGGAAAUGUGAGAUGGAUCCAGUAACACAUAGAAGCUUCUGUAAUGGGAAGAUAGUUGGGGCCCAGCAUUUUGCGAAAGCUGCCAUGGCUGCUGGAGCAUUUAAUCCUGAUAUUGAAUUUGCAUCUCCAUUAGAUGGUGAUGGUCAUGGAAGUCAUACGGCUGCAAUUGCUGCUGGAAACAAUGGAAUUCCGGUUCGAAUGCAUGGUCAUGAAUUUGGAAAGGCAAGCGGCAUGGCUCCACGUGCUAGGAUAGCUGUCUACAAGGUUCUUUACAGACUCUUUGGUGGUUAUGUAGCUGAUGUUGUGGCUGCUAUCGAUCAGGCUGUUCAGGAUGGUGUUGACAUUCUCAACCUUUCGGUUGGACCAAAUAGCCCACCAACAGCUACGCGGACUACGUUUUUGAACCCUUUUGAUGCAGCUCUUCUCUCUGCUGUGAAAGCUGGGGUUUUUGUUGCCCAAGCUGCUGGAAAUGGAGGACCAUUUCCAAAAACACUGGUCUCCUUCAGCCCAUGGAUAACCACCGUAGCUGCUGGAGUUGAUGACCGUAGAUACAAAAAUCAUUUAACACUCGGAAAUGGGAAACUUCUUUCUGGACUUGGAGUAUCACCUGCAACACAUGGGAACAAGUCAUUCAGCCUGAUUUCUGCGGCCGAUGCUCUGCUGGGUUCAUCUGCAACGAAGUAUAGUGCAUUAGACUGUCAGAGGCCAGAACUCUUGAAUAAGAGGAAGGUGCAAGGAAAGAUUCUUUUGUGCGGCUAUUCGUUCAAUUACAUUUCUGGGACAGCUUCAAUAAAGAAAGUGUCUCAGACUGCCAAGAGUCUUGGUGCGACUGGCUUUAUUGUUGCUGUGGAGAAUAGUUAUCCUGGAACAAAAUUUGAUCCUGUGCCAGUCAGCAUCCCUGGAAUUCUCAUCACAGAUGUCAGCAAGACAACGGAUCUUAUAGACUACUACAACUCUUCUACCACAAGAGAUUGGGCUGGAAGGGCUACAGUCUUUAAAGCAACAGCAGGUAUUGCCGAUGGUUUGGCACCAACAUUAUACAAUUCAGCUCCCCAGGUUGCGCUGUUCUCUUCUCGAGGACCCGAUGUAAAAGAUUUUAGCUUUCAAGAUGCUGAUGUUCUUAAGCCAGAUAUACUUGCUCCUGGCAAUCUUAUAUGGGCUGCAUGGGCACCUAAUGGAACAGAUGAAUCAAACUAUGCUGGUGAAGGAUUUGCCAUGGUUUCCGGAACUAGCAUGGCUGCACCGCACAUUGCUGGUAUUGCGGCACUGAUAAAGCAGAAGAACCCGAAGUGGAGCCCCUCAGCAAUAAAAUCUGCCUUGAUGACUACGGCUAAUACACUGGACAAAGGGAGCCAUCCUCUUAGAGCGCAGCAAUACACAACAUCAGAAAUGAUGACACUUUCACGGGCCACACCAUUUGAUUGUGGCAGUGGUGCGGUUAACCCAAAAGCUGCCCUUGAUCCUGGCCUUGUUCUAGAUGCAACCCAUGAAGACUACAUCACAUUUUUGUGCUCGAUCCCAGACGUCAAUCAUAGUGAAGUGUCAAACAUAGCUGGUGCAUCCUGCAACUCCAGCUCCAAGGGACAGCGUCCUUAUGAUCUCAACAUCCCCUCAAUCACCAUCUCUCAACUUCGAGGCACGGUGACAGUGAAGCGGACUGUCACGAGCGUGUCUGAAGAGACCGAGACCUACACCAUCAUGACAAGAAUGCCGCCAGAAAUAGCGCUGGAUGUGACACCUGCAGCCCUCACAGUGCUCCCUGGAGCAUCUAGGGAUAUAACGGUAACCCUGACAGCUAGGUCCGUGACUGGCACCUACAGUUUCGGCGAGAUCAGGAUGAAAGGCGACAGAGGUCACCUCGUCAGAAUCCCAGUGGUAGCUAUGGGAUUCAAAUAG
This is a messenger RNA of Setaria italica (foxtail millet), 2852 nucleotides long. RefSeq names its product subtilisin-like protease SBT2.6. Lineage: Eukaryota; Viridiplantae; Streptophyta; Magnoliopsida; Poales; Poaceae. The record is from RefSeq and is a predicted model, not a curated record. Gene Ontology annotation, molecular function: serine-type endopeptidase activity. Gene Ontology annotation, biological process: proteolysis. The transcript has 11 exons. The coding region runs from base 393 to 2852 and encodes 819 amino acids.